This is a messenger RNA of Didymodactylos carnosus, 780 nucleotides long. NCBI's taxonomy places the organism in Eukaryota, Metazoa, Rotifera, Eurotatoria, Philodinida, Philodinidae. The record is from the annotation of a GenBank genome assembly.
AUGUUUGAUAGAGCAAUUCGGUUUACUGUGAAUUUGCCGCAAAAUCAAAUUCCCCAUGAACUCAUUAAAUGGGAAGAUGUCGAUGAGUAUUUGAAGAGUAUUGGUGAUUAUGAAGAGUUUUCAAAUGAUUUACGGGGUGGCAAACAAACGGACAAAUUUUAUGAUACAUUUCCCGAAAUUGAAUCAGAUGCUAGAGCAUUCGUUGUUCAAGCAAGUUCGCAAAAAUCAGCGGAGUUUAAAGCAGCGGACCUGGCUCAGUUCAUCGAUACAAAAUAUUAUGAACUAACCGGAAUUCAAAAACAAAUUGGAGAUGAUUUGAUAAGAUCGGUAAGAAGUUAUCGUCUGGACCUCCGUAGAUGGGGAGCUAAGUUCGAAGCGAAUUCACAACGUCCAUAUUUUGAAGGACAUGAAAGAGACGAUGUUGUGAAACAUCGUAAUGAGUUUAUUGGUUAUUUUCUAACACAUAACGAUUCUUAUUACACAAUUACUGAUGGUGACACACUUAUGUGGAAUGUGCCGACCCAAACUCCUCAUAGAAUACUUAUAUUUCAUGAUGAAUCAACGUUUAGAAGUGGUGAAAUUAGCCCAAAGCGAUGGUUUUUCGAAGAGAAUAACCCUUUUUUCUCGAAAGGACGUGGUCGAAGUCAUAUGGUGUCUGAUUUUCUUGUUCAACAUCCUAGUGGACCGUUUUUUCAACUUAGUGAAGAUGAAUGGAAACUAGCAGUUGCAAAAUAUAAAUCAUUAAGUGCCGAUAAUGAUGUUAAUUAUCUUAGUCGCUAG